Molecule: messenger RNA, 2573 nt
Organism: Brassica rapa (field mustard)
Lineage: Eukaryota; Viridiplantae; Streptophyta; Magnoliopsida; Brassicales; Brassicaceae
Source: RefSeq, a predicted model, not a curated record
AAAUUUUAAAAAGAUUUUGUUAGUUUUUUUCUCAACAGGUUUUGUUAUUCCUAAAACUAAAAUUUAAAUGUAUAGUUAAAAAGGAUUUAUUAUUAAUAUCUUUAUAAUUAUUUAGAAAUGUUAUACAUUAAAUAAACUAAAGUAAACAAUAAAAAUAUUAUUUGAAUAUUUGGACCUAGAUUUCUAGUAUGACUAUUUUGUAGUAGAUAAAAAUGGUACUUUUUUUUUAAUAGAGAAGAUGGACAAUUUCCACGGAGACCACACACAAUGGACGCUCCAACCACUGUUCUUUUACUUUCGACAAUCUCUAGCUCCUCUUAUGUUUUCCCAGUUACAUCAGAAGUCAUGUGGCACGUGGAGUAUAUUUUAUAAAAUUAUUAAGAAAAAAGUAUUCACAGCCAACGAAAUGUUGAUAUGGCCGAGUUGGUCUAAGGCGCAGGAUUAAGGUUCCUGUCCGAAAGGGCGUGGGUUCAAAUCCCACUGUCAAAAAUUUGCCUUUUUUUCCUGUGUUCAUGUAAUGAUGUGACGCUAUGGGCCCUGCUUAUAAAUUUAGGAUUCUCAGGUUCGAUUUGUGAUUUCCCCUUUUUCUUUGGGAGAAUUUCUAGUUGGCGCAGUUGGAAGUUGCUUGGAAGGAUCUGUAGGUACUAUACGAUUAUCAACAAAAACAAAGAUAGAGAGUAGAUAUGAGAGUUGUUUUGCGUAUGAAAAGAGUCAUGCUCUCAAGCUGUGGCAUUGUGGUAGACCGACGAUGCUGGUACGGACCUUGGCCGCUUGCAACGAGGCAGUACAAUUACAUGUACCAAUCUCCUUGCCUCCUUAAUGUUUCAUCUUACAACAUCUCAUUUUAUUUUAUAUGCAUUCAUGAACCAGAGAGAAAGAUGCUCAUCUUAUUAUAUACCUUAAUCUCCACAACUUCUGAGUUUUUCAGCGCCUACAGUAUUGUCUGGAUGUUGUUGGUCAGUUCCAAUAAGCUGCAAAUAUUUCAAACUUUCUAACUCUUUCAGCAUUAGAUUCAAAGAAUUACUUCCAAAGAGGACUACCUAGGUCAGGCAAACAAAUUUCAUUUCAAAAUACAAAAGUAAAAAAACACAAUGAAGUAACCAAAGGAUCAUUAAUUUUUUUUUUUUCACACACACUUCCAAUAGAAGCAUCUAUAAUGGAAAUUUGGGAUGGACUAGAGACAUGGUACAAAGGUAAAGGACACAACCAAACAAUUUGAUAAACGAUUACCUGAAACAGAAUUAUUCUUGUGUGAUAUAUCAAUAUCUUAUUGCACAACAGCAUAACAUCAAAACUCUAGGAAAAUCCAUCGGCGGAGGUGGGGAAUGUCCAAUGAAGGCACAUCUACUCGACCCUGGGAGAUGGAUGAUGGAUCGAGCAUGAUCUGAAGAUGCAGAAUUAAAUGUCGGAACUUGUUUGUUCCAUUAGGUUACAAGUUAGCACUCUAACCAAUUCACUUAAAUCUAGGGAUCUUUUUUUGAAAUUGCAAACUAAUGGAUUUUUACAUCCAUACUUUUAUUACAAAUGUGAUCAAAAUAUGUCAAAAACAAUAUAGGAAAAUAUUAAUAACCACUUGUAAAGUUCCUAGACAUUGUUUCGGUCAUAUAGGCUAGGAGAAUACAAAACAGAACUUUGUUCACGUAUGGGAUUGUAACACAAACAGGUGUUUAAGAUAAUCCAAAAGAAAAAAAUGGUUGCAUUUACCAAAAGGGUUAAAAAAAUAUGGUUGCAUUCUUUUAAAAUGGUUGCACUUAGCAAUUCUUAUAUUUAAACUUUGAUACAAAAAAAUUGAAAAAGAAUAAUAUUCUUAGCAUCCGCACUAAUUCAUUGGUGUUAUAAAGAUGCUCCCGGAUAGAGGAAAUAAAGUUUUUUUUUAAAUUUCAAAUAAAGGCUUAAAUAAUUGAAUAAUUGAUAGUAAAGCAAACUAUAAAAUAAGUACCAACGACCACUUUGUAUAUCUGUUUCCUUUGAACCAAAGAAAAUCCCCACGUGACAUCACAUUCCAAAGACAAAUGUGAAUCCAUUCAAUACUUCACAACUUGAUCAUAAUCUCAUCUUCUUUUCUUGAAACCACUUUUAAUCCUUCCGAGUCACGAAACUUUGUCCUUACCUCCUAAAGCACUCUUUCUUCCGACAUUAACCAAUGGAUCAACUCUAUUCUCAGCUCCCAUUAUCAACCCCAUUAUACAUUUUCCCCUCAUAUAAAUACACACACUUACGCAUUUUCUUCGAUCAACUAUAUAUCUCUCUAAGAUCUGUAUAUACAUACAUAACAAGACAAAGAGGAGAAAAAAAGAGAGAAAGAGGACAUCGGGAACAUGUCUGAUUGGGGACCAGUUUUUGUCGCGGUGACGCUUUUCGUGUUGCUAACUCCGGGGCUGCUGAUUCAAAUUCCAGGGAGAAACCGAGUAGUUGAAUUUGGAACAUUUCAGACAAGUGGUGUUUCGGUUAUUGUUCAUACCCUAGUCUACUUCACUCUUGUUUGUAUUCUCUUGAUUGCUAUCCAAGUUCACAUGUAUAUUGCCUAAUCGAAUAAAAUAAAAUAAAACAUCUCCAUUUUUGUUCUAGCGUUA